Effrenium voratum is the source of this 327-nucleotide messenger RNA. NCBI's taxonomy places the organism in Eukaryota, Dinophyceae, Suessiales, Symbiodiniaceae. The record is from the annotation of a GenBank genome assembly.
AUGCUCCGAGUGCGGGAAGCCCAGGAGCGGCUCAAGGAGAGGAAGAAGGAGCUGGCUCUCGCGGAGGAGGAGAUGCGGAAGGCGGAGGACAGGCAGAAGGACCUCAGGGAAAAGCUCAGUGCUGCGCUGGAGCAGUCCGGCACCGAAUCCCUCAAGGCGCAGGAGGAGCAGAUGAGGGCAGAGCUCAAGGAGAAGGCGCAGCAGCAAGCCCUGCUGGCAGGGCAGCUGGCGAAGGCCCAGGCCGAGCGCGAAACCCUGGAGAAGUUGUACCAGGCGACGGUCACCAGCGUUUUCGGCGGGGUGAAGAGGACCAGCCAAGAAACAUGA